AUGCUUUCAGUAUUUGAAGUCGUAUCGCUUUUAGCGGUGAGCAUUCUCUGGGGCUGCACGAAUCCACUGCUUCGGAAGGGGUAUUCAGAGUCUAGUCGUGACGAAUCGCUGAUUCCGUCGUCAUCGGAGCCUUCGUCAGCUGUUGCAUCACUGACAAAGUUCCGUAACUUUCACGUUUGGAUUCCUUACGUGCUCAAUCAGGCUGGAAGCUUGCUGUACUAUUUCACUUUGGCAAAUUCAGAUAUUUCGCUUGCGGUUCCAAUCUGCAAUGCCCUGGCGUUGGUGUUCUCGAUCGUGACGAGCUAUUCUAUCGGCGAGCAAAUACAUAAACCCUUUCAAACUAUCGUCGGAGCGGCAUUUGUUGUCAUCGGAGUGACUCUUUGCGUCGUCACUAGG
This is a messenger RNA of Phaeodactylum tricornutum CCAP 1055/1, 396 nucleotides long. RefSeq lists its product with no specific name. NCBI's taxonomy places the organism in Eukaryota, Bacillariophyta, Bacillariophyceae, Surirellales, Neidiaceae. The transcript has a single exon. The annotation marks the transcript as partial. The record is from RefSeq and is a predicted model, not a curated record.